Miscanthus lutarioriparius is the source of this 1245-nucleotide messenger RNA. The record is from the annotation of a GenBank genome assembly. Lineage: Eukaryota; Viridiplantae; Streptophyta; Magnoliopsida; Poales; Poaceae.
AUGAACGGAGGAGAAGGAGGAGCGGGAGGGAGCGGCGGCGGCGGCGGAGCAGGCGGGGCAGCAGCCGGCGGUGGCGGAGAGGGCGCGGCCGGGGUCGGGGCCGGGACACUACCGCGGGUGCCGACGUGGAGGGAGCGCGAGAACAACCGGCGCCGGGAGCGGCGGCGGCGGGCGAUCGCGUCCAAGAUCUUCACCGGCCUGCGCGCCCACGGCAACUACGCCCUCCGCAGGCACUGCGACAACAACGAGGUGCUCAAGGCGCUCUGCGAGGAGGCCGGCUGGACCGUGGAGCCCGACGGCACCACCUACCGCAAGGGAUGCAAGCCUCCUGGUAGCAGUGAUCCGUAUAUGGCUGGCUUUAUCCCCGGGUGUUCUCCAGUGAGCCCCGGCAUGUCCUGCCCGGUGAGCCCCGGCAUGGUGUCCUGCCCGGUGAGCCCGCGAGCUUACAACGGCCUGAGCUCCCCGUCGUCGCCGACCCACUUCGGCGGCAGGGGCAGCAGCUUCUUCUACGGCGGCGCCAGCAGCAGCCGCGGCACUGGCAUUGGCGGAGGCCUCCUCCCGUGGCUCAACAACCUGUCCCACUCCGACGACGCCUCGUACGCCGACGGCUACUCCUUCAGCGCGCCGGUCACGCCGCAGAACGGCUCCCCGCCGCGUCGCAAGAUGGCGCGCUGGGCGCCGGACAACGCUCCCGCCGUCGCCGGCGGCGGCUCCAACGUGCAGUCGCCGUGGGCCGCCAGCCCUGGCCCCAGCCGCUACGCCUCCCUGCCAGUAACCAUGCCGCAUACCCCUGUCCGCGGAGAGGCCGUGGCGGCCGACCCGGUGAGCCUCCUCACGGGGCUGCAGAUAUCCGCCGCCGCGGCCAACAAGUCCCCGGCGUACAGCAUGUUCGACUUCGACGCCGGGAGCUACUCGUCAAGGUCGGCGGGACAGAGCAGCAGCGCGCCGUGGGCGGCGGCGGCAGCUCGUGGCGCUGGCGACGGUGACGCACAGAUGGUUCCGCACGGGUUCUCCUUCGGCUGGAACGGCGGGGCGUUCAACGCGUGGGAGGGGGAGAAGGCGACCGGAGCGUUCAACGCUUGGGAGGGGGAGAAGGCGACCGGAGCGUUCAACGCGUGGGAGGGGGAGAAGGCGAGCGGGGCCUUCAGCGCGUGGGAGGGGGAGAAGGUGAGCGAGAUCGACGAGGGGGACCUGGAGCUCACCCUGGGGAACUCGAGGGCCGGCGCCGGCGCUGACCGCGCUUGA